CUUGGGAAGUGUGUGAAGUGCAAACCCCUGGUCACUAUAAAAGAGGUCAGCAAUAUGACGAAACAACCGGAAUUGUCCAUUGUUCCACAUAUAUCGGCUGCAGGAACCAGAACCGGAGUUGUACAAACAGUUCCAAGCUGUCUUGAUGAGGUGAGGCGAGUCUGCAAAGAAAUAGAUGAAGCGUGACAUUGCAAGCACAUUUCAUGUUUUGUAUACAACAUCACACUUCAAAUCUUGUGCCAGUUGUGAAUGCAGGCGGAAAAACUUUCUGUUGGCAGAUGCACCAUCGUUCACAGCUGCACACACAUACAACUGCAGUGACAACUCGAGGAUAGACACAGCUCUCCAGAACAGUCUCGACGUUUUCAGUUUAGAAGACUCUCCAACUGGUGAUCAAAACGAAGUUUACAAGGAGUUCCGAGAACAAUUACAACGAAGUUCAGAAAUGGAAAGGAAAUCACCCACCUCUUCCUAACAACAAAUCAGGAAGUUUAAGACGAUUCAACAGCCUCGUGAGAAAGCUAGAAAGAUCUGACCUUCUCGAGCGAUACGACCAAGUGAUUAAAGAUCAACUCGACCAAGGAAUUGUUGAACGUGCGAGCAAAGUUCCUCAGGGACGGGAGUUCUACAUUCCUCACAAACCGGUUGUGAAGGAAUCUGCCGAACGAGUGCCUCAACCCAGGACCACCCCUGCAAAACCAGCUGUGGAAUGUGUUGGUGAGAGCACGAUUUCACCCAGUUUUGAUCACGGGAGACCUGAAACAAGCGUUCUUGCAAGUACGAAUCCAUGAGAAAGAUCGUGACGCACUCAGGUUCCAUUGGUUUAAAGAUCUGCAGACAAAGACUAUCGAAGUCCUUCGAUUCACUCGUGCGUUAUUCGGGUUAGCUCCUUCGCCUUUCUUGCUUGGAGGAGUUAUCCAGCAGCAUUUGGAGACGGUCCAUCCAGAGAUUGUUAGUGAAAUAGAGAAAAGUCUUUAUGUCAAUGAUUUAAUCAGCGGCGGUGAGAACGAGAUCGAGCAACUAAAGAGCAAAGCAAUCGAGAUUUUCUCAGAUGCAACCUUCGAUCUGCACAAGUGGCACUCUAAUGUUCAAGAUUUAGAGUCACCCAUUAAAGUCGGGGCAGAAGAGACGGAGACGUUUGCGAAGCAACAACUUGGGGUUCCAAACGGAGAACAAGCGAGUAUUCUCGGUCUUUCGUUGAACAAAGAAGAGGAUACUAUUGGAAUCAAGUUUCCAUCGGGUGUAGCUGAGCCUACAAAGAGAGGGAUUCUCGGAAAAGUCGCCAGAAUCUAAGAUCCACAGGGACUAGUGGCUCCUAUUACUCUUACCGGAAAGAUGCUUUAUCGCGAGGUGUGUGAUGCCAAACUUGCAUGGGACACCAAACUGCCGUACAAACUUUCGCAGAGAUUAAUGAAAUGGGAAGAAAGCCUGCCAACCAGUGCCAUGACCAAGCGACCGUUACCUUUACUACGCGAGAACAUUACAGAUAUUCAUCUGCAUUCAUUUGGUGACGCAAGCGGAAAGGUGUAGCUGCCGCAGUUUGCGCUGUCGUUUUCCAGCCGUCAGCCGCAAAUCAAGGUUUAGUCGCAGCCAAAGCAAGGUUAGCGAAACAAGGUUUAACUAUUCCUAGGUUAGAGCUUGUUUCCGGUCAUAUGGCAGUUAAUCUUAUCUCAAACGUGAAGGCAGCGCUCGAAGGUUUCAACGUGAGUCAACAACAUUGCUGGCCUGAUAGCAGUGUCGCGCUUCACUGGAUUGCUGGAAAUGGUAACUAUAAGCAGUUUGUGGCAAACCGAGUUGUGAAGAUCAAACAACAUGGCGAUGUGAAGUGGCGUUAUAUCAACACCGAAGAGAAUCCUGCAGAUCUCGCCAGUAGAGGAGGAUCAGUUAACCAGAAAGAUCUAUGGUGGAGAGGACCAAUUUGGUUGUCAGAUAGUACAAAGUGGACAACCAACAUCACAACGAGCACUUCGCCAGAGAGUCAAGCUGAAGAGAAAAUGCUGAAAGAGAUAUUCAAGUUCAGUGAAGUGCGAAGCGAUGAUUUUGAUGUUCUCGUCGAGAAGUUCCAGUUCUGGAAAUUAGUACGUGUAUGCUCCUGGAUAGCGAGGUUUUCAGACAACGCGAGGAAAUCCAAGAGAGACAGACUGCUGGGACCGCUGAGAACAGGCGAAAUCGAGAGACAAGUGAUCCUGUGGGUCAAACGAGCGCAGGAAAGUGUGGAAGGCACAGAAGAAUUAGAAAGAGAUUGGAUGCAGUUAAACCUCCAACCUAAUGACGCAGGAGUACUCAAGUGUUGUGGCCGAAUCCAGGGACAGUAUCCAAUUUAUUUACCUGAUUCCCAUGAAUUUACCGCGAAGAUUGUGAGCGAAGCGCACCUGAAAGCGAUGCAUGGAGGGAUCGGAGCCACAAUGACACAAGUUAGAGAUUCAUAUUGGGUGCCUCGGCUGAGAAGAUUGGCGAGGAAGGUACUCAAGUCGUGCAAUGGAUGCUAUCGGUUUCAAGCGAAAGCGUUUGCAGCUCCACCACCAGGCAAGCUACCAACCGAUCGAACUGAAGGCUCCGAAGCAUUUGAAGUAGUAGGAGUGGACUUUGCAGGUCCACUCAAGUAUCGAAAGUCCAAGAAUCAAGAAGGGAAAGCCUACCUGAUAGUCUAUGCAUGCAGCCUAACACGAAUCUGUACAUUGAAGUGCUGACUACAAUGGAGACAACAGAAUUUCUAGGAAGUUUAAGGCGACUGAUAGCACGUCGUGGUCGCCCAAGAAAGAUAUAUUCUGACAAUGGUGGAACGUUCGCUGCAGCUAAAUGGCUCCGAACUGUGAUGAAGGAUGAGUGCGUUGGAAACUUGUUGGCGAAAGAAGAAAUCAAGUGGCAAUUUAAUUUGAGUCGGGCCCCAUGGUGGGGCGGCCAAUUUGAAAGAAUGAUUGGCCUUAUCAAGCAGUCUGUACAAAACCAUUGGAAAUGGUUUUUUGUCGCUGAAAGAGUUACGAGAUGUGAUAUUGGACGUAGAAGUGACCCUAAACAACCGUCCCCUUAGUUAUGUCGAGGACAAUAUACAGUUCCCCAUCCUAACCCCCAACUCCCUUUUAUAUGGACGUUCCAAUGUCUUACCCGAGUUAGAACCUCAUCGUGUGGAAUCCAAAGACCUUCGCAAGCGAGCCAAACAUCUACGACGCUGCAAGGAAGCUGUAUGGCGUAGAUGGAAAAACGAGUACCUGAGAGGGGUAUGACUAAAGGGAGAGUUACCAACCGGAGAGUUAUCUCGGAGAGUUAUGAUUUCGGAGAGUUAUGUUCGAACCACGCCCACUUUCCCCAAUGACCACACCCAAUUUCGUAACUCUCCCGACGUUUCCUUGAACUAACAUGAGAGAGUUAUGUUUGACGUAACUCUCUCUCGUUAACAUUAUGAAGAUGUUAGAGAGUUAUCAUUUUUUAUAACUCUCCGCGUUCACGAUUGUGGCAAUGAAGAGAGUUAUGUCAGUUUUUUGAGAAAACCUUUAAAUAGUAAAGCUUGUUUCUUCAGAUUUUCAUCUUAUAUUUUGGUAUUUCAGUUUGUAGCGUGUCAAUAGCGUGCGUCCAAACAGGAAAUAGUACAACUUGACUCGGUCAAAACAAUGAGAUGCUUGCCGCAGAAGGGUCAAAUUACCCCCAGAAGCAUGUUUUGACGUGUAUUUGGCAGUAAAUACGGUAAGCAUAGUUGCAAGAAAAUUGAAAAAAUUGCGAAAAUUGAAUCUUUCAGAAAUUCAGGUUUUGCAAAUAUUUUCCCAUAUCAGCCAAUAUAGGGCAUUACAUUGGAAAGGUUUUCUUGUUCUAUCUAAUACGAGAGCUGUAUCUGAAUGUUCUUUCAGGUUUUGCAAAUAUUUUCCCAUAUCAGCCAAUAUAGGGCAUUACAUUGGAAAGGUUUUCUGGUUCUAUCUAAUACGAGAGCUGUAUCUGAAUGUUGGGCUUUGUAGGUAAUCCAAGUGAGCAUGUAUAAUAAUUUAUUUACUCGCUUCACUUGGCAGGUACUAAAGUACUACUACUUUCUACUAGCGUGGAAUAUUAAAGCUGAAACUUGAGAAAAAAGUAAAUUCACAAUAACUUACUAAAAUGUGGAAGUUUUUUUCAAAAAACUGACAUAACUCUCUUCAUUGCCACAAUCGUGAACGCAGUGAGUUAUAAAAAAUGAUAACUCUCUAACAUCUUCAUAAUGUUAACGAGAGAGAGUUACGUCAAACAUAACUCUCUCAUGUUAGUUCAAGGAAACAUCGGGAGAGUUAAGAAAUUGGGUGUGGUCGUUGGGAAAAGUGGGCGUGGUUCGAACAUAACUCUCCGAAAUCAUAACUCUCCGAGAUAACUCUCCACUUCAUAACUCUCCGUUUAGCCGGUCCCCCUGAGAGGGCUACGUGAACGUCACAACCAGCAACAUGGCAGCAAAUCAAGUACACCGAAGGUCGGCGAAGUUGUGAUUAUCAAAUCGGACGAGAGAAACCGUGGAAAGUGGAAGUUAGGAGUAGUCGAAACGGUGAUAGUUGGGAUCGAUAAUGUUGUACGAGGCGCGAAAGUACGAACAGGAAAGUCGGUAGUAGAAAGAGCGGUUCAAUAUCUUUUUCCGUUAGAAUUGUCGUGCGACAAGACGGAAGUGACAGAACAAGCCACGCCAGCGAAGCUAAACGUGAAAGUACCUGAAUUCCAACCAAGACCGAAGCGACAAGCUGCCGUUGAAGCCAAAGAUCGGAUCACUGCAGUUGGGAUCGAAGAAGAAGACUAACAUUGACAAACAUUGACAGAUAAGAUACAAUAAUUUUUUAUAUUAUUCAUAUAGGACUGAUUAUUUAGAAACAUUUUAAUCGUAUAGUUCAGUUAUCUAAAACAUUGGUAUUUUUUUCAUAUAGGUAAUAGGGUAUAAUCGUGGACACGAAAUAUAUUAGAAUUUUAGAACAUUUGUCUCAUUAGAGACAAAUGUGGGGACAUUUGUCUCAUUAGAGACAAAUGUGGGGGUGUGUGUUAAAUAUUUUCUUUAAUUCUUAGUUAAUUAUGUAACCAUGACGACAUUGAUUAGAGAUAGAGACAUUAUUUGCAUGCCAGAGAUAUAAUCCGUGAUAUAUAUAUAUAUAUAUAUAUAUAUAUAUACCUAAAUUGACAGAUUUAGAGUCAGUGUGUGUGUGUGUGUGAUGUGAGUGUGAGGGAUUGAGACUCGAGAGCCAAACUGGGCGUGUGAUUGUGAAUAUACUUUUUAAUAAAACUACAAAAAGCUUGUGAUUUGUGAAUAGUGUUGCGACUACAUACUUUAUUUCCGACAAUAAGGAUUCGCCAUCCAGCCUUUGCAACUAUAGACCAAUUUCCCUUCUUUCUAUUUUUAAUAAACUUUUGGAAAAACUUAUGUGUUACCGUUUACUUGACUUCCUAAGACUCAAAAUUAUUCCUACGAGUAGAAAUUAUUAGUAUUUUUACUAAGAGUAGAAAGUAUUCAACAGAAUAUGCCACCAUUCUUAAAAUAACUGAUAAAAUACAAAUAUCUAUUGAUGAACAUGAUUAUUCGCUUGGAAUCUUUUUGGAUUUUAGUAAAGCUUUUGACACAGUAAACCAUGAGAUUUUAAUAGAAAAGUUGAAUUAUUAUGGAAUUCGAGGACUACCCAGUAAAUGGUUCACCACGUAUCUUUCUGAUAGACAACAAAUAGUUAAAAUAAAUAACAUAAGUACUGACCCAUUAACAAUUUCCUGUGGUGUACCACAAGGAACUGUUCUUGGUCUAAUAUUAUUCUUGAUCUAUAUAAACGAUUUUCAUCACUCUUCAUCCUUAUUUGACUUUCAUGAUGCCAACUUAUUUUAUAGAAAUGCAAGUUUAGAAAAUUAACAAUCUAAUCUCAAUCAUGAUCGAGUUAGGUAAGGUUUACAUUUGGCUUUGUGCGAACCGGUUGUCUUUAAACAUAGAAAAAUCAAACUUUGUUAUUUUCCAUCCAUCUCAGAGAAGAUUACACUCCAACAUUCAGUUAACCCUGAAUAAUAUUCAAUUGGAACAAAAAAAUUGCAUCAAGUAUUUAGGCGUGUUUAUUGAUUCGCACCUCUGCUGGAAACCUCAGAUUGAAUAUAUAGAAACAAAAUUAAGAGAAGCAUCGGUAUCUUAUCUAAGGUGCUCUAUUUGGUUAGUUCUAAUACAUUGAUAACCAUGUACUAUGCUAUGGUUUAUCCCUUUCUAAUAUUCUCGAUAAUCAGUUGGGGAAAUACUUAUCCUUCAACUAUUCAGUCACUUUUUGUGCUGCAAAAAAGGGCUAUUAGUAUUAUGACUUUUUCCAAAUUUGAUGAGCAUUCUAGCCCAAUAUUUAAAACAUUGAAGACUAUAAAGCUGUGUGAUCUUGUCACCCUACAUAUUGCAAUAUUUAUGUUUAAAUUUCAUCAGAUGUUACCUCCUGUCUUUGAAUUGUUUUUUAUGCCAGUGGAAAAUGUCUAUAAUUAUAAUACAUGAUCCGUCCUGACCGCGUAGCGUCCUGACCGCGUAGCUCAGUUGGCAGAGCAUUGGGCUAGUAUUCCAAAGGCCAUAGGUUCGAUUCCCACCGUGGCCGGGCAUAUUUUUCAAGCUCGCCCGGUGUGGAUAUACACUCAGAGUAACACCACAAACAUUAUAAUACAUGUUCACUAUUUCCCAAAAAUAAGAACAAAUUAUGGUAAAUUCAUUGCACAAUUUCAAGGAUCUAUAGUUUGGAAUGCAAUUGGUUUUCAUGUUAAGUCUCUUUCAUUUAAAAAAUUCAAAAAAUAUAUAAAACAAGGUUUUAUAAGUAAAUAUUAAUUUUGUAAAAAUAGCACAAAAACUCGUAUAGUAUAUGUUUAUUUGUAUUACACAUGUAAUCUGUCUUUGGGUGUGUAUACAGUAUAAUUGUAAUUUUUGCUAUAAAUUUGUAUUUGUGCUUUAUGUAAUUUAGUAAUCAUCAACAUUGUAAACUGGCUGCCCAGCAUCUUUAGCUUAGUGGUUAUUUUGGGAAGUCAGUAUCCUAAAUAUUGUAAAUUUUUUUGUGUAAGUACGUAUGUUUUAUUUAUGGAUUAAAAAUUGUUGUUGUCAUGAAAGGUCACCAGAUCAUAGAUUUUCAUAAUAUUUAAUGACUUAAAGAGUGGGCUUGUAAGUUCAUAAUAAUUAGUAAAGGUAAUGACAGGGGCAGAUCCAGGGGGUAUUGAGUGUAGCUCAAGAUACAGUUAUAUUUUUCCGAUUGUGGUAGUAAAAAAGUUUUUGAGAAAACUUCACCAUUAAUAUAUUUCACACAGUUCAUUUCUGUGUACAAAAAGUAGUGAAAAUUUGAGUUCACUAAGAUGAACGAGGGCAAAUUCUUUCGUAAAUAUUAAAAUUUACAGCUCCAAUGUAACUUUAGUCAUGUUUUUAAAGCCUUGAAUUAUUUUCGACGAAGAUAAGCCGAGAGCUUUCCGGAGGUGUAACCAAAGGACUUUACUUGGAUCGGAAAAAUGUUUUUAAAUGCAUCUGCGGUGUUCUGAUACGGUCCACGGUUCGAAUGUUACUAAAAAUAUUAACUUAAUGAGGUAUUUGGACACCUUGGAGGGUAUCCAGACAAUCACAGGACAUGCAUCUAUGACGUCGGAUACCCUCUGAUGCUGUGGCUGUAUUUUGAUUGUUCAAGAAAUGAAAUAAUUGUGAACCGCUCGGAAAGUUUGUCUCGUAUUGCUAACAGCCGCAUCCAUCUAACGUUAAUAAUUGAGUGAGUGAUGGCCUUACAUUCAGAAAAUGUCCUUGAAAUAACACUCUAUAAAUAGUGUUUUGGAUGCCAAUUCGAACAAGACUAUUAUGAAAGGGAUAUGUCCGAAGGGGUCGUCGAAGUUAUGUUCGGCGAAAGGUAUGGCUAGUUUACAUUGUUCGAGAAAAUUGAGUAUAAGUAUAAUAAAAUAUAUGUUAUAGCUUGACCUUUCAAAGUUCAUAAAUCUCUAAUGUUACCAUUUGACUAAAACUAUCAUUAGGAAUUAGGAGAUAUUGUUUCAAUGAAUUGAAUGGUAGUAUUUUUGUCUUCAUAGCAUUUGCUUAACUGAAGAUAUGAACCUGCAAAGUCUAUUGUGCAAUAUGUUUUUAAAUAGGGACCGGUCGAGAAAAUUAAAUGUGCUCAGUCACGAAAAACAACUUUUCUCUAUGUCAAGACGCUACACAUUUCAUGGAGCAGAAACUUGAACACUAAUACCAAGAACAUUUUUCAAUUAUUGUGUUUUUUCUGCAACUUACUUGAGCCUAAACCUGCUUUGACUAUGAAAAAAAUAAAUUAUAGGAAGAUUAAAUCGGUGAACUUGGAAUCUCUACGCAAAUGAUUUAGCUGGAUUUACGUUAUGCAGUGAUUCACAUAAUAACCAACAUGUCAGUCUCGAUGACCUUGUUCAGAAUUACAAUAACACACUUUCUGAAGUUAUGAACCAUCAUGCUCCAUUGAAAACCAAGAACAUGGUGGUUAGACCUACUGUGCCUUGGUACAAUGAUAAUAUCAAUGCUGCUAAACGAUUGAGAAGAAACACAGAGAGAAAGUGGAGAAGAAAGAAAUUGGAUAUUGACUACAUUGACUUUAAGAAGAAGAAAAACUAUGUUACCUAUAUUAUGAACCAGGCCAGACAGGAGUUUUACAGGAACUUCAUUGAAGUGAAUAGCAUUGAUCAAGGUUGUUUGUUUAAGGCAGCAAAGAAACUUUUAAGUAAGAGGAAUGAUGUGUCUUUCCCUCAAUACUGUGACAAACAACGUUGGUGGAUAUAUUGUGAACAACAUUGGUGGAUAACAACAACAUUGGUGGAUAUAUUGUGAAUAAAAUCGAAGCUAUUCGUUUGGAUAUUGAGGCUUCUGAUGCUCAUCUGAAUAGGGGUGUGCGUGACGCUGUUCCUAAAGAUCUUGAAGUAGAUGAUACUCAAAUAUUCAGUGAUUUCCAACUUCUUACUAAAGAUGACAUAAACUUGCUUGUCCAAAAGUCAGCUAAAAAGUCCUGUUCGUUAGAUCCCAUGCCAACAUCAUUGGUGGUCAAGUGCCUUGACAAGCUUUUGCCCACAAUCAUGUGUUUGGUAAAUCUAUCAUCAUCUGGUAAAUUUGCGGAUGAUUGGAAGAAAGUUCUUGUGAAUCCUUUUCUGAAGAAAGAUAAUUUAAAUUUGGAGUUUUGUAACCUCUGCCCGAUCAGUAACUUGCAGUUCAUAUCCAAAUUGACAGAACGUGCUGUCUUUGAUCAAAUGUACAAUCACAUGAUGCGGUUUGAUCUUUAUCCAACAUUACAGUCAGCAUAUCGCCAAGGACAUAGCACUGAAACAGCUUUACUAAGGCUACAUGAUGAUAUUCUUUUAAACAUGGACAAGAAACAUGUAACCUUGGUGGUGUUCCUUGACUUAAGUGCAGCGUUCGACACUGUAGACCACAAGAUCCUAAUUUCGCGUUUAAGAUCAAGCUUUGGUAUAAGACGCAAUGUCCUAAAUUGGUUUAUAUCAUAUCUAACAAACAGAUCUCAACAAAUUUCCCUUAAUGGUCAUGUUUCGAACAGUUUCCCUCUCCCACAAGGCGUCCCACAAAGCUCAUGUUUAGGACCCCUGUUAUUUACAAUUUAUUCCAGCAAACUAUUUCAGGUUAUACGAAAUCAUCUUCCAGAUGCCCAUGCAUAUGUGGAUGAUUCGGAACUCUACCUUUCAUUCAAGCCUGAUAGCCAAGUGAGUCAGGACAAGGCAUUAGAUGUGAUGGUACGGUGUGUGAAUGACAUAAGAACAUGGAUGAUAGUGGAUAAACUAAAUGAAUGAAGGAAAAACUGAGUUCUUAGUUGUUGGAACUAAGCAACAACUUUGUAAAGUUAACAUUGAUCAUCUUACUGUCGGUGGAUCUAAAAUCAAUUCUACAAGCACGGCCAAGACUCUGGGCACAUGGCUUGAUUCCAAUCUUAACCUACAAGAACAUAUUAAUAAGACUUGCAGAGCUUCAUUCUUUCAUCUAAAUAACAUAAGGCGCAUCAGGACAUAUUUAUCUAAAGAAUCGAUGCAAACACUAGUUCAAGCAUUUAUUAUCAGAUGCCUGGACUACUGCAAAAUAGCCUCCUUUAUGGCCUACCCUCAGUUCAUCUGGACAAACUACAGCGUGCACAGAACUCUGAUGCGAGAAUAAUCUGCAAAACAUCAAGAUUUGACCACAUAACUCCUGUGUUAUAUACCCUGCACUGGCUGCCUAUCAGAUGCCGCGUUAACUAUAAAAUACUUGUUCUUACUUUUAAAGCGAUUCACAGCCUUGCAACUGAAUAUAUUUGUAGUUUAAUUAAUAGCAUCAGGGAACAAUUAAGAUACAGUCUUCGAUCUAACAGUGGACUAUUAAAUCUGCUGUGUUGGUGUAAUGUACUCAGGUGAAUAAGAUGUUUGUGUGAUGUUACUCUGAGUGUAUAUCCACACCGGGCAGGCUUGAAAAAUAUGCCUGGCCACGGUGGGAUUCGAACCUACGACCUUUGGAAUACUAGCCUACAAUCAACCUACAAUCAUAGACAAAUUUACUCGGCCAAACAUGGCAAAUAAAGUAUUUUUUUGCAACAUUUUCAUAUAUACUUCGUAAAGUUGGUCCCCCCUCCCCUGAAACACUGUUGAUUUACAUUUCAGUCAUCAUGGCAACUAUUGUGGUAUUUGUACCAACAACAUUGUAAUGGGGGAGCGGGGAAUACGGCUGGAUAUGCAUAUAAAUAGUUGAUUGCAUUAAACUUCAGCCAUUUUUAAUCAGCGUCCGUGUGUUAUUUGUCUAGGAUUGUCUGAAAAACUAUCGGUUGUAUAAAGCAUUAAUUAUUGUACAAUUUUAGCCAAUUGUCACAUUUUAUAAAUACCGAAGUUCUAUAAACACAUGAAAUAAGAUAUUAUAUUAAAAAUACUAAAAAUUAAUGUUAAAAUAUGCAAAACAUUUUGAUAAUUACAGUUAGUUUAGAUUGUUGGCAUCAUAUGAUUAACGUAAUGUGCAUAUAAAUCGCAACAUGGCGAGAAAAGUAUGCGCGGAGAAUAUACAGGUCUGAGUUGGUAGAAUGUGGAUUUGACUCACAGAGAGUGUAUCAAAGAACAGUUUCCAGAUACCUUAACCGAAACGGCUUCUACACGAGGCAAGCAAGGAAAAAGGGACUUUUAAAUGACAAAGAUAAACGGCUCAGACUUUCCUACGUGCGUGAAAUGACAAGAGUUUUACAUAACCACCCAGAUUACUACACUAAUCAUGUGGCUUUCUAUCUGGACGCAGUAUUGUUUGUACACAAGAACCACCCUCGUAAGGCAGCAAUUCAACCGAAAUCGUCAGUGUGGAGAAAGAAAGGUGAAGGGCUUGCAAUCACUGCUCUGGCAGGUGGGAGAUGCAGUCAUGUUCUUGCAGCCAUCGCUUGGGGAAAGG
Molecule: messenger RNA, 11323 nt
Organism: Paramuricea clavata
Lineage: Eukaryota; Metazoa; Cnidaria; Anthozoa; Malacalcyonacea; Plexauridae
Source: the annotation of a GenBank genome assembly